Messenger RNA from Saprolegnia parasitica CBS 223.65, 461 nucleotides. RefSeq names its product glutaredoxin. Gene Ontology annotation, biological process: cellular response to oxidative stress. NCBI's taxonomy places the organism in Eukaryota, Oomycota, Saprolegniomycetes, Saprolegniales, Saprolegniaceae. The record is from RefSeq and is a predicted model, not a curated record. The transcript has 3 exons. Gene Ontology annotation, cellular component: cytoplasm. The coding region runs from base 36 to 350 and encodes 104 amino acids. Gene Ontology annotation, molecular function: glutathione disulfide oxidoreductase activity.
GUUUGCACUUCACCUCGUCCGCAGAAAGUUCAGCCAUGUCGGGGAAGGCCUUUGUUCAAGACGCGCUCGCCAAGAACGGCGUCACGGUCUUCAGCAAGACGUACUGCCCCUACUGUACCAAGGCCAAGAACGUCCUCACGUCGGUCGGUGUCCCGUACGUCGUGUACGACCUCGACAACCUCGACAACGGCGACGAGAUCAUGGACGCGCUCAUCGAGCUCACGGGUCGCGACACGGUCCCCAACGUCUUUGUGAAGGCGACGACGAUUGGCGGCGGCGACGACGUGACGCAGUUGCACCGCGAAGGCAAGCUCGUGCCUCUCUUGCAGAAGGAAGGGCUUCUGCAGUAAGCGUCUCUGCAUCCAUUGAGUAAUCGUGCUUCGACUAACAGGCCCGCGUGCGUGGUCUGCGAGAGCCAACGACAUGAUAACAUCGACCACUCAAUCAGUGUUCUAUCUUGA